Molecule: messenger RNA, 3365 nt
Organism: Frankliniella occidentalis (western flower thrips)
Lineage: Eukaryota; Metazoa; Arthropoda; Insecta; Thysanoptera; Thripidae
Gene: Rheb
Product: GTP-binding protein Rheb homolog
Exons: 5
Coding region: 151-699 (182 amino acids)
Biological process (GO): small GTPase-mediated signal transduction
Cellular component (GO): plasma membrane
Molecular function (GO): GTP binding; GTPase activity; GDP binding
Source: RefSeq, a predicted model, not a curated record
CUCGCCUCACCUUCGCCACAACAUCGCCUCGCCAUUGAACACGAGCAGCACAGCAGAGCAGCAGCAAAGAGUUAAUUCAGCAGCGAUUUGCCUUGUUUCCAUACAUUCGGACCAAGUUUUAAUUGAAGUUCGUAGUCUUUAUUAUUGAAGAUGCCUCCCAAGCAGCGCAAGAUUGCCAUCAUGGGCUACCGUUCAGUGGGGAAAUCUUCUUUAAGUAUACAGUUUGUUGAAGGACAGUUUGUGGAUUCCUAUGAUCCAACCAUUGAAAACACAUUCACAAAAGCCACUAGAGUAAACAGCCAGGAUUACGAUGUCAAAGUAGUUGAUACUGCAGGUCAAGACGAAUAUUCAAUUUUCCCUGCACAGUACUCUAUGGAUAUCCAUGGCUAUGUUUUGGUUUACUCGAUCACCUCAAUGAAGUCCUUUGAAGUUGUUCAGGUCAUAUAUGAUAAACUUCUUGAUAUGACUGGAAAAGUGCACCUCCCAAUUGUACUAGUUGGCAAUAAGACAGACUUACACAUGGAGAGAGCCAUAAGUAAUGAAGAAGGGAGGAGGUUGGCAUCAGGUUGGAAUGCAGCUUUUCUAGAAACAUCAGCCAAGCAAAAUGAGUCUGUUGGAGAAAUAUUCCACACUCUUCUUCUGGAAAUUGAAAAAGCAAAUGGAAAUGCACCAGAGAAAUCAUCCUGUGUUAUUUCUUAAAUCAAGGGUACAAGAAAAUUUUAGCUUUAAUUUUGCAGUUCAUUUCAUGCACAACUGUGAGACUGAGGCCUGAAGUGUUUCUCUAGCUAAUGUUGGAGCAAUGUCACAAUAGUGAUAAUAAGUGUAUUCAUUGUUAUAGUGUUCCAGCAUCGGUGUUUGUUGUUAUCACUGUUACCGACUAUGACCAAAGAUCCUUCAACCCCAAGAUUCAUUUGCACUGGCCUGUUAAGGACAAAGUUCCCUGUGUAAGGCCUUGGCUAUUUUAUAUCCUAGACAAGAUAUUUGGUCAUAGGCGGCAACGUAACCUUCUUGUUAAAGGUGUGCUGAUUUAGUGAAAUGCCAUAUACCAGUAAAACUUACCAGUGAGUUAACUUGAUUUCUUGUUUGUUUUGCGUUGCAGAAGACUUUUUUUUUUUUUGUCCAAUGUUUUUAUCUAAACUUCAUGUGAUGUUCGCAUUCACUUCCAUUCAGAUAAGUCAAAUUUGGUCUCCAUUGAAAAAUUUGUGGCAAUCUAUUAACGCAAUGAGUCCCACGUGACCACAUGUGUGGUCACAAUAACCCGUGUUUGCUCGUCCCCUCUGGGACUCAAUGUGUUAAGAAGGAUAAUAUUUCCAUGUGCAUCCCAUUCUAGGUCAUAUAGCCUUCUCACCUAGGUUUCUAUCUCACUUUUACAAUUGGGUAUAUAUAUAGAAUUUUCUUCACUACAGCUGGUUGAAAUUUUCUAUGCAUAAGUGCCACCAGAUUUAGAAAAUCCUUAUCCAUCUAAAAUCUAAUUUUAAAAAUUGUAACUCCACUUUAAAUAUACUAUGCACUUUUGUGCAGAUUUUGUGCAGAUUUCUUAUGUAGUGAUAUUUGUGUCUCCUAAUUGAGUGCCAAUGGUAAUUUAUCCCACAGUUCUUUGUUUCAUUAUCAACCAUUUUCAUUUCAUAUUUUGGCCAUCGUUCUUGUAUUGAAUGGUGUUGCUUAGAACUAGUGUAGGUUUUCAUGGGUCCACUUUGUAUAGUUUUACAACCCUGCUCUAGUUUAAAUUAUAAGAACUUUCAUGAUUCUAAGUCAUUUUUGAGUUUCUCUAAGCUCUGCAUUUUGCUUACUGAACUGCAACCACAUAUUUCUCUGAACAAUGUCUGUUUUUAACCUCAUGUCUUAAGCUUUUAUGUGAUAGCAGAUCUUUGAUCUCCUAAUAGAAUGAAAAUUUAAAGUAGAAACAGGGUUUUACAAUCAUUACAUAUGUUCUCUCUAUGGUAUGUCUUAAUGUUCUAGUUUAUUUUGAAUGGUUUUAGGUGUUUGUGUAGUUGCUUUACCUGAAAUCUAUACCCUGUUUAUCUUUGUCUCAACAUUGAAUGAAAUUGAUUUGGGUUUUUCCGCUAAUUGAUUGGGACUGCAUUGUAAUACUUAAAAUUAUUGUUGAUCUGUUUCAACUUGUGAGAAAUGAUAAACAGGUUGUGCUAUUGCUGACCUUUUUGAAAGGGAUAUUUUGAUAGUAGGCUUUGUGUGCUGAUUGUUUGAGGACGCUUUUUUGAUAAUUUACUUCUAUUUUGAAGUUAGGGGAUGUAAGCAAACAAAGGAUUCCCAUAAGAAACAUGUGGAUUGUCAAAUGCAAUAAAUUGCAUGGCUGUUUGAGACCUGAACAAACUUACUUCAGUGCUAGACAGAGCUUCUUUACAAUAACCUUUAUGUAUUGCUCAUCAAUCUGCCUAAGAUACUAAAAUCUGAUGUUAUGCCUGACAUAUUGAAGCAUUUAAAUGCUAUUGAUACUUUAUUUGCAACAAUUUUUUGUUGUUAAAUAGGGUUAUUUUACUUUUAUAGCAGGGUUAUUGCAAUAAAUGUGGUGUAACCAAAUCAUAGUUUUAGCAGGUUUCAAUGGGCAAUAUUUCCAAUUUUGUAUUACCAAUUUCAAAAACAGUAAUUUUCUUCUAGAAUCUUUGGUUUUAAAAGAAGUAACUUAAAUAAUGUUCAUGUGUUUUAUUGAGGUAUUCAGUUGUUGGGUCCAUUUGUUUUUGUCACAGAGUAUAUUUUGUUGUGCUGUCCUUUACAAACAUUUUCUUGAAUAUGUAAAGUAUUGUUUAGAGGAUUUGGUUCUGCAACCUUUGUCAUCUUUAUGCAUCCCUAAAAAAAAAAACACUAAAAAACAAAAACAGGCAUAAAAACACUAUUUAAGUGUGGGGAAAACUUUGACCAAAUCUGUCUCUUCUUUUCCAUUAUUGAGUAAUGUCAGGCCUAUUGGGUACAAAUUUUGUGGAUUCCUCAUGUUUCAGAAAUAUUUGACCUGAUUAUAGUUUCUCUAUCCAAUUAAUUUAUGGUAAGCCAUACUGCUGUUCUUAACAAAUAAUGAAGUCUGCGGGAAUGAUGAAGAAAAUUUUUAAAGUUUACUUUCUCUUUGAAACUGAAAGUGACAAACAUGGGUUGUUCUUUUUAAGGAAGUGUCCCAUGCCUUUUCACACAAGUUGUCUUUUAUUCCUCGUGUCAGAAUUGACAUUUUGUUAUUUAAAUUAUUUAUGGCAAUGGGAUGAAAUGUACUCAAUCACCUGUUGGGUGAGUUUCCUAUUCCUGUUUGUGUCGCAGAUUAUGUUUGUGUGUGAAUGUGUGAUAGUGUGACUGUGUGUAACUAUAUUGUUGAUAUCUAAAUGUACAUUAUGAUAAUUAUGCAUUAAAGGGUUGGAACUAAA